GUGACAAAGUUAUGAGAUAAAUUGAGACUUAGUCUAUAAACUAUAUAUGUAUUUUGAGUUCAGCAGGAGUUGUUUAUUCCUGGACUAAAACGGGUAUUUAAUUUUACUUCCUUGAAGCUACAAGAUGCGUUUGGUCUUUAAUGUUCUCGGAAGGCGAUUGCAGCAGAAAGGGCUCUCUACAUUAUAUUGUGGAUCAAAAUUGAAGCUUUCAGCUCUUUCAUUGCAGCAUGCAAAACUUUUUGCAACGACUUCAGUUAAUCAUGAUGAAUUUUUACGAAAAAUGCGAAACAUCGGAAUUGCUGCUCAUAUUGACUCAGGAAAAACUACAGUUACAGAGCGUCUUUUGUUUUACACUGGAAAAAUCAGCAAAAUGCAUGAGGUGAAGGGAAAAGACAAAGUUGGUGCGACAAUGGAUUCAAUGGAAUUGGAGAGACAAAGAGGAAUUACCAUUCAGUCAGCAGCAACACACAUCACAUGGAAAGAUCAUCCUAUUAAUAUCAUUGAUACCCCUGGUCAUGUGGAUUUCACUGUUGAAGUUGAAAGAGCAUUACGUGUACUGGAUGGUGCAGUUCUUGUUAUCUGUGCUGUUGGUGGUGUUCAGAGUCAAACAUAUACAGUAUAUCGACAGAUGCAGAGAUACAAUGUUCCUUGCAUUGCAUUUAUUAAUAAACUUGAUAGAAUGGGAGCAAAUCCUCACAGAUGCCUUAUGCAACUAAGAGACAAACUUGGACACAAUGCAGCCUUUAUGCAAAUUCCAGUUGGUCUUGAGUCAGAAUCGACUGGGAUAGUUGAUGUUAUAUCAAGGAAAGCUCUGUAUUUUGAAGGAGAAUCAGGAGAAAAUAUUGUUGAGAAAUCAAUUCCUGACAAUUUAGUUGAUAUAACAGAAGAAAAAAGAAAUGAAUUAAUAGAAUGUGUUAGCAACGUUGAUGAUGAGUUAGCGGAAAUGUUUCUUGUUGAUAAACAGCCUACAGAUGAACAACUUUAUGAUGCUAUUCGGAGAGCUACAGUUGCCAGAAAAUUCACUCCAGUAUUUAUGGGAACUGCGCUUAAGAAUAAAGGAGUUCAGCCUGUGUUAGAUGCCAUUGUCAAAUAUCUUCCUGAUCCUUCAGAAGUAAAGAAUUAUGCGUUAGAUAAUUCAAAGCAAGAUGAAGAAGGAAAGGGGGAAAGGUUACUGAUGAAUUAUGAAAGAAGUUUCGAAAAUCCUGCUGUUGCCCUUGCAUUUAAACUUGAGCAAAGCAAUUUUGGGCAACUAACAUAUCUCAGAAUAUAUCAAGGAGGAUUAGAAAGAGGCGAUUUUAUCUACAACACUCGAACUGGUAAAAAAUCAAGAGCAUCAAGAUUGGUGCAAAUGCAUGCAGAUAAAAUGGAGGAUGUGAAUGAAGUGUUUGCCGGAGAUAUUUGUGCAUUAUUUGGAGUUGACUGUGCUAGUGGUGAUACUUUUGUAAAGGACAAGAAAUAUCAGGUUUCCAUGGAGUCAAUUCAUGUUCCUGAACCAGUAGUGUCAAUGUCAUUGAAAUUAGAUGCAAGAGAUGAUAGCGGGAAGUUGAGUAAAGCUUUAAACAGAUUCACUAAAGAAGAUCCAACCUUCACUGUUUUUUGGGAUCAAGAAGCAAGAGAGAGAGUGGUAUCAGGAAUGGGAGAACUUCAUCUAGAAAUCUACGCUCAAAGAAUUACAAACGAAUACAAUCUUCCUGUUACGCUUGGAAAACCAACUGUGGCAUUUAGAGAAACAAUUGUUCAACCUGUAGAGUUGGAGCUGCCAAACCAAUAUCGAUGUCAUCUGCGUGAUAAUUCUUUAUUAUCUCCCAUACGUUUUAUGUUUUUCUCAGCCGUACAUGAUAAUAUAUAUUUCUAUACGUGAAUAAAUUGGUUUGAU
Messenger RNA from Styela clava, 1876 nucleotides. The record is from RefSeq and is a predicted model, not a curated record. NCBI's taxonomy places the organism in Eukaryota, Metazoa, Chordata, Ascidiacea, Stolidobranchia, Styelidae.